Molecule: messenger RNA, 2032 nt
Organism: Otolemur garnettii (small-eared galago)
Lineage: Eukaryota; Metazoa; Chordata; Mammalia; Primates; Galagidae
Gene: DYRK4
Product: dual specificity tyrosine phosphorylation regulated kinase 4
Exons: 16
Coding region: 1-1914 (637 amino acids)
Biological process (GO): peptidyl-threonine phosphorylation; peptidyl-serine phosphorylation
Cellular component (GO): nucleus
Molecular function (GO): protein serine/threonine/tyrosine kinase activity; ATP binding; protein serine/threonine kinase activity
Source: RefSeq, a predicted model, not a curated record
AUGGAUGCUAAAAAGUCAACGAAAUGCACUUUGACUUCCUUACCAGUUUUGAAAGAAAGAAAGAAAGAGAAUUUCACCACUACGAAGCGAAAUACCAUAGCUCUGAAGAGCCCUACUUUUCCUUCUGAGAUCCACAGGAUUGAUGGUAAGCCUCUGAUUCAGGUCCAGAAGCUGUCUUCCAAUAUCAAGAACCCCAGGACGACCAAAUUCUCGAAUAAGAAUACAAACACCGGCAUUAUUUCACUCCCUUUUGUGGACACCAAGGAGACGAAAAACAUGGUAAACUUCCCAAGCAUUAGCAACAAAAUCCUACUGAAGCCACCUGCAUCGUAUAGGGAGAGUCAAACUCAUAAUCAGAUGCCAUCCUCUGAGCUCAAAGUUUCAGAAAUGCCUCUCCACUCUACCAUUAAAAUCCAGGACACCAAGUCGGAGGAGAAAUCACCAAGGAAGCACAAGCCGGCUCUGACAGCGGCAGAGGCCCUAAAGUCUUUUAAGCACCAGCUGUCUCCUUAUGAGCAAAGUGAAAUCCUGGGCUACACAGAGAUAUGGUUCCUGGGGCUGGAAGCCCAGAAACUGAACGUGGCUCCUGAGAAGUUCAGCAAGACAAGUUUUGAUGAUGACCAUGGCUCCUAUAUGAAGGUCCUGCAUGACCACAUUGCCUACCGCUACGAGGUCCUGGAGAUGAUCGGAAAAGGGUCCUUUGGACAGGUGGCCAAGUGCUUGGAUCACAAAAAAAAUGAGUUCGUGGCCCUGAAAAUCAUCAGGAACAAGAAGAGGUUUCACCACCAGGCCCUGGUGGAGCUGAAGAUCCUGGAGGCUCUCAGAAGGAAGGACAAAGACAACAACCACAACGUGGUGCACAUGAAGGAUUUUUUCUACUUCCGCAACCACCUCUGCAUCACCUUCGAACUCCUGGGAAUCAACUUGUAUGAGCUGAUGAAGAAUAACAGCUUUCAAGGCUUCAGUCUUUCCAUAGUUCGGCGCUUCACGCUUUCUGUUCUCAAGUGCUUGCAAUUGCUUUAUGUAGAGAAAAUCAUUCACUGUGAUCUCAAGCCUGAAAACAUAGUGCUAUACCAAAAGGGCCAAGUCUCUGUUAAAGUCAUUGACUUUGGAUCAAGCUGUUAUGAACACCAGAAAGUGUAUACCUACAUCCAAAGUCGGUUCUACCGAUCCCCGGAGGUGAUCCUGGGCCACCCCUACAACAUGGCCAUUGACAUGUGGAGCCUUGGCUGCAUCAUGGCGGAGUUGUACACAGGCUGCCCUCUGUUCCCAGGGGAGAAUGAAGUGGAGCAGCUGGCCUGCUUCAUGGAGGUCCUGGGCCUGCCACCAGCCGACUUCAUCCAGACGGCCUCCAGAAGACAGACAUUCUUUGAUUCCAAAGGUUUUCCUAAAAAUAUAACCAACAACAGGGGGAAAAAAAGAUACCCGGAUUCCAAGGAUCUCACGAUGGUGCUGAAAACCUAUGAUACCAGCUUCCUGGACUUUGUUAGAAAGUGUUUGAUAUGGGAACCUUCUCUUCGAAUGACCCCUGACCAGGCCCUCAAGCAUGCUUGGAUUCACGAGCCACGGAACCUUAAACCACAACUCAGGACCAAGACUGCAAGAAAGAAUACCUUAUGUUUCCCCUCUGAGCCAAGGAAGGACAAGUUUCGAGGGUAUCAUCACUCGGGCAAAAAAGAUGAGACCACCAAAGAGACUGCAGACAAAAUAAAAGAUGGCACCACUAAGCAUGUCCCGAAUUCAGGUGACCAGCAGGGCUCUGCCCACCACACGGCUGACGUUGUCCAGCUGCCUCUUCUAACAGAAGCUCCCAAGAAGCCAGAGGCAGUUGUGCCAGCGGUGUCCAUGACCUCCACAGAACAAAGCAAAAACUCCUCCCCCAAGAACACAAACAUUUUUCCACCAAUUGUAUGACCUUUGAUGAGGGUGUGUCCUAUUCCUUUCCACCAGUGAUUUGUAUUAGAGACAGCACUUAUAUUGUACAAUACUUCAGAUUGUUGUUUUUUAAUACAUAAAAGUUUGUUUAAAAAAA